Molecule: messenger RNA, 4515 nt
Organism: Mugil cephalus (flathead mullet)
Lineage: Eukaryota; Metazoa; Chordata; Actinopteri; Mugiliformes; Mugilidae
Gene: vps50
Product: VPS50 EARP/GARPII complex subunit
Exons: 29
Coding region: 113-3094 (993 amino acids)
Biological process (GO): endocytic recycling; retrograde transport, endosome to Golgi
Cellular component (GO): EARP complex
Molecular function (GO): SNARE binding
Source: RefSeq, a predicted model, not a curated record
GUGACGUUCAACUAUGGCGUCCCUCUCGUAGUGAUGGAGGCGCACUGUUGACAUCAAGGCAGAACUGAAACUUUACUCACCUAUUUGCUGGCUGACACAAGUCGGAGUUGCCAUGCAGAAGAUCAAGUCUCUUAUGGCCCGUCAGGGCCUGAAAAGCCCCCAGGAGAGCAUGGCAGACCUCAGUCCUGUGGAGAACCUGAGGAUCCCGAGCAAGGAGGAGUUGCGGGAGCUGAGGGAGAAGCCCAUCGACCCCCAGGCGGAGCAGGAAAUCAUUGACAGCAUCGAGGAGGUCUACUUCUCCAACGACUCCUUCGACAUGGUGCAGCACGAACUGGAGAAACUCCCACCUGAGCUGAACCUGCAGGAGCUGGAGGAGUAUAGAGAUAAGCUCAAGAGACAACAGGCGGCGGUUUCUAAAAAGGUCGCAGAUCUCAUCCUGGAGAAACAGCCCGCGUAUGUCAAGGAACUGGAGAGAGUGACCGCGUUGCAGGCCAACCUACAGCUGGCGGCAGUCAUUUGCACUAAUGCAAGGAGGCAACUGAGCGUGGCGAAGGAGGGAUUCACCGAGGCCAGCCUGGGUCUGCUGGCCAACCAGAGGAGACGGCAACUGCUGACAGGCCUGCUCAAGUCUCUGAGGACCAUCAAGACCCUGCAAAGAACAGAUGUGAGACUCAGCGAGAUGCUUGAGGAGGAAGACUAUCCAGGUGCAAUCCAGCUCUGUCUGGAAUGUCAGAAAGCCGCCAGCACCUUCAAACACUACAGCUGCAUCAGCGAACUGAAUUCCAAACUUCAAGACACUCUGGAGCAAAUAGAGGAGCAGCUCGAUGUCGCCCUGUCUAAGACUUGUAAGCACUUUGAUGUCUCGCACUACACCAAGGUCCAGCUGGCAUACACGCUCCUGGGCAAAACACAGACUGCUAUGGACCAGCUGCACAUGCACUUCACCCAGGCCAUCCACAACACCGUGUUCCAGGUGGUGCUGGGGUACGUUGAGCUGUGCGCCGGCAACGCGGACACAAAGUUCCAGAAGAUGCAGUAUAAGGACUUGUGCACGCAUAUCACCCUCGACAGCUACAUUCCUUGCCUGACGGACCUGUGCAAGGCAUUGUGGGAGGUGAUGCUGAGCUACCAUCGCACCAUGCAGUGGCACGAGGAACACGACAAGCAGGAGACCUCACCCACUCAAGAUGAUGCUGCUGCAGCAGGGCCUGAUGAGCUGGUGGUGGACCGCAGCUAUGUCAAGAAGAAGCUGGAGCACGGACUGACACGGAUCUGGCAGGAUGUCCAGUUGAAAGUGAAGGCCUACAUCCUGGGAACCGACAUGUCUAACUUCAAAUACGACGAUUUCAUAGUGGUGCUGGAUGUCAUCAGCAGGCUGAUGCAGGUGGGUGAGGAGUUCUGCGGCAGUAAAUCCGAGGUCCUGCAGGAGUCCAUCAAGCGCCAGAGUAUUAACUACUUUAAAAACUACCACAGGGCACGACUGGAAGAGCUGAGGAUGUUCCUGGAGAAUGAGACGUGGGAGCUGUGUCCAGUCAAGUCUAACUUCAACAUCGCCCAGCUCCAUGAGUUUAAGUUCAUGGGCCAGUGUCGCUCUCCGUCCGUGUCCCCGAGCAGACAGGCCACGUCCUCGGCCGGCCCAGCCCAGGAGGAGCUGUCCCUGUUCCAGGAGUUCCUCCAGGAGGGGAACCCCUUCGAGAUGCACAUUGACCACAAAGAAGAAGAGACAGAGGAUGUGCUCGCUUCUAACGGGUAUGAGUCUGAUGAGCUGGAGAAGAGCGUGUAUCAGGACUACGACAGCGACAGCGACGUCGCCGACGAGCUCAAGCAGGACUAUGUCGAUGAGCAGACCGGCGACGCCCCUCUCAAGAGUGUGUCCCGAGAAACCAUCAGGAGCAAGAAGAAAUCUGACUACAGCCUCAAUAAGACCAACGCACCAAUCCUGACCAACACCACCCUCAACGUCAUCAGGCUUGUCGGAAAAUACAUGCAGAUGAUGAACAUACUGAAGCCGAUUGCCUUCGACGUCAUCCACUGUGUAUCGCAGCUCUUCGACUACUACCUGUACGCCGUGUACACCUUCUUUGGACGCAAUGACAUGCCUGUCCCAAGCCCAUCUUUGCCAGCUCAUGGCGGCAGAGAGGGGGGCACCGCCAGGGUGGUGGGCCCUGCCUGCUUGUAUGAGUCAUCAGGUCUGGGCCUUAUCAGCAGCAGACUGAGAACCACACUGAACCGGAUCCAGGAGAGCCUCAUUGACGUGGAGGCCGUGGGAGAGAACGCUGGAGUCCAUGCCCCGGUGGAAGACAGGAAGGAGAAGGUGCCCAGCCCCCACCUCAGCCAGAUGGUGGUCCUCACUAACAGCGGGACCCUCUACGGGCUGGCACAGAGGGUGGUGGCAACCGAGUCUCUUGUUUUUCUGGCGGAGCAGUUCGAGUCUCUCCAGUCUCACUUGGACACGAUGAUGCCUGCGGCCAAGAAGCCCUUCCUGCAGCAGUUUUAUUCCCAGACGGUGUCUACAGCCAGCGAGCUGCGGAAGCCGAUUUAUUGGAUUGUGGCGGCCAAGGCCAUCGACUACGAGCAAAUGUUGCUCAUGAUGGCUGGAGUUAAAUGGGACAUUAGGGAGAUAAUGUCACAGCACAACGUAUAUGUGGACGUCUUGUUGAAGGAGUUUGAGCAGUUUAACAAGCGGAUGGGGGAUGUUUCCAGACAUGUGCGCAUCCCUCUGCCCGUGUCCAACGUCCUGUGGGAGCACUGCAUUCGCUUGGCCAAUAGGACUCUAGUCGAGGGCUAUGCUAAUGUGAAGAAAUGCAGCAAUGAGGGCCGGGCCCUGAUGCAGCUGGAUUUCCAACAAUUCCUGAUGAAGCUGGAGAAGCUGACCGACCUGCGACCCAUCCCCGAUAAGGAGUUUGUGGAAACCUACAUCAAGGCCUACUACCUGACGGAGAACGACAUGGAGCAGUUUAUCAAGAACCACAGGGAGUACUCCAUGAAGCAGCUAGCCAACUUGGUGAACGUUUGUCUGGGUUCGCAUAUAAACAAGAAGGCUCGUCAGAAGCUGCUGGCGGCCAUCGAUGACAUCGACAGACCCAAGAGAUAGACUGGUGCGCGGAUCAAGUCUGUCAAGCAGCCCACUGAGAUGAACACUCCGACGCGGGAACUGAAACGGCUACAGAUAUACAUCGUCCAAUGUUUUCUUUUUCGGUUCAGAGUGUAAACGUUGAGAUGUGUCCCAGCCUCUGUACUUUAAAAUUUAAGGCUCAAAUGUUGCUAAUUGUCCGUCAGUCUAGUCUCUAUCUAUCUCGCACUUUGUGACACAAGUACUAAACCUCUGUUUGCCUCUCGAGCAUGCUGCAGGUACUCGUAGACGGACCGUGAGGCAUGUCCUCGUUUUUUGUUUUUUUUUUGUUUUUCAUUUUAACACGCUGCUUUUGAAGUUUUUCUGCCGCGUCUGCUCUGCAACUCACGUCUCAUCAGUGACCUUUAGGAGCUGAUCUAUAGUUUGCUGCUCCACAUAAACUGAAUACAGACUCUAACAGUGAUACGACGCCAGCGGCGCUUGACCAUGUGGCUAUUUACUGUGUUCCAUCUGGCAUUUAUAGCGCACCGAUUUGCUAAUUUUGAUUCACGUAGCGUUCUUUAGCUUUGCGGAAAAAUACAAGGAGAUUCUGAAUGUGUUCCCCCCAUUGGAAAGACAUCUGGGAUGUUGUCACCUUAAUCAUUAGGUUAUUCCAGCCCGUGUGUUUGCUUGUGUAUUAAAUCUCUUCAGGGUAUUUGUUGACUGGACUCUGCUGAUUCUCUGUUUUGUUUAUACAGCCCGUGAAUAAAAUAAAUCUAAUAUAACCAUGAUUAUGGGAGUAAUAUAAAUUGCUGUAGUUAGUGAUAAUGUAGAUUAUAUCUGCUCCAGCUGCAGUUGUUUGUCUGCCAUCUGUCAUAUCUGAUGGAGAGACUCAUUUUACCAUGCUGGGACGAGUUUCCGAAAGUCUUUGUGAAAGUGCUUAUCUUGGAGUUCAGUCUCCGGCCUUCUUCUUCUUCUUCUUUUUUUUUUUUUUUUUUUUUUUUGCUGAGUAGUAAACUUAUUUUUAUCUGCUUUGUGGGUUUUCCAGUUUAGUUAGUAUACUGACUACUACAGCUUUCCUCCAAGGCUUCCCCGUCUCCACUCAUCUCCUUUAAUUUAACCUGACCAGCCCCGCGCUGAGGUUUGUCACGUUGACUUACUGUCAAAAGAUAAGAAAAGAAGAAAAAAAAAACGAAGUUACAGUUUUUGAUACAGCUUCUCAUGUAUUUUUUGUGCAAGAAGAAUACUGUAAAAGUGAAUGUUUUGAACAAUGUCUGUAUUUAUUUUCUGGCUUCGUGUCUCGUUUGAGUUUUUAUAUGAUAAUUGCUGUCAUUUAUCAUCAAUAUUUAAACUUGUCAGAUGACGUUAAGUUUCAAGUGCACUAUAGUAGAAAUCAGUAAUCGGUGUUGGAACUGUAGGUUGAACCAGAUUGAUUCUAACCCAAUAAACACACUAAAAAUAGA